AUGUCUACCGAAAAUGGCGUCAACAACUGGGAGACCUCCUUUGAAAAGGAGGUGGAAGUACUCCGCUUAGCCUCUACUGAAGGAAAUGUCACGUUCCUGUCAAUCUAUCAGGAGAAGACAGUGGAGACGGCGGCUGCAGAAGCCAGUUUCCUCUACCAUGACCUGGCGGCAAUGGAUGUCAGUGCCAUGUACGACUCCUCCAAUGUUCAUCAACAGCUGAAGGAGAAGAGCGAGACUGCGGUGAAAGAUACGGAGACGAGCUGUGAUGUGCUUCGCAACAGCCUGCAGGAAUUCAAGGAAGGCAAAGCGGAUGCCUCGGAGAGCGACUGGGAGUCAUUUCUGGAUGAGGAAGUGGAGAAGCACAAGGCCGAGAGCAACAAGCGAUGGGACGAUCUGAAGAAGUUUGGCAAGGAGAAAAUCAUGCAGCUGCCCGAGGCCUCACGCCCCGCGGCUGCUCGAACUUACGGUGCUGGACUAUCCGUCAUCGGAAAGCUGCUGGGAACCGUUAUGGACUGGCUGAAGAAUGUGCUCAACAAGAUUGCCGAAUUCUUCCGCAAGGCCUGGGAGAAGAUCAAGGAGUUUGCAGGAAAGGCUGUCGAGUGGUGUUCCAACGCCUGGAGCUCGAUUGCCGGCAUUUUCAGCGGCGUGUUUUCCUUUGCUGCCACGGCCGCAAUUGACAAGUACAGCCAUUCCAAUGCUGCCAAUUUUGGCCUCUUUCCUUCAUUCGAUUCCAACGUGACCGUUGAACAGGCCAGGCAAUUCUUGGAUCUUUUGUCCAAGAUAACUCAGGAGAGAAACUUGAAUGGAGUGCACUCGGCGUUGCCUCUGAAGGCUGUCUAG
Molecule: messenger RNA, 840 nt
Organism: Penicillium nucicola
Lineage: Eukaryota; Fungi; Ascomycota; Eurotiomycetes; Eurotiales; Aspergillaceae
Exons: 1
Coding region: 1-840 (279 amino acids)
Source: RefSeq, a predicted model, not a curated record